AUGGACGCCCUUCUUAGGACUGUCGCCUGCAUUCUGAUGCUCACGUACUACCCAGCGCGUACUGCGCAGAAAAGUUCACUUCGAGCGAAGGAGUCGGAAGCAUUCGAUCUUUGCGAGGAGAAGUUCAAGGUGGUCCAGAUGGCCAAAGGAGCUCGUCUCGGCGCCAAGAUGCUCGACAGCUGCGCUAUGAUGCUGAUCUCACGCUACGGACCCAAGGCCAUUGGCAUACAAAGGGCGGCAGUCAAGAUAUGCAUGGGAUUUCGAAUGUGUCACGCCAAGUACGCCGACAUCAAAGUGUCGGACAAGGAGGCCUUUAGGGAGAAGAUGCCGAAAUGUGUCGUAGACAUGUCUGUCUUGUCAUUCAAGUUGAAUCCGGUGAGAGACAGCUGGAAUAACGGAGAAUGUGUAAAUCACUACUGUUUUGGUGCAGAGAUAGCACGUCUGACACAACAAGACAGCAUCCUGCAGAGGUUGUACAAGACAGUGCAGAUGGCACAGUGGAGAAACUCACUCGAGAUGACUUCGUUCCUUACCGACGACGAGCGACCGCACUAG
Messenger RNA from Rhipicephalus sanguineus (brown dog tick), 555 nucleotides. RefSeq lists its product as uncharacterized. NCBI's taxonomy places the organism in Eukaryota, Metazoa, Arthropoda, Arachnida, Ixodida, Ixodidae. The record is from RefSeq and is a predicted model, not a curated record. The transcript has 5 exons. The coding region runs from base 1 to 555 and encodes 184 amino acids.